AUGGCUCAUAGACAAUCCAAAACAGCAAAGAGAAGUAAGACUCAAAAUAAGACACGAUCUGUUGACUCGGAAGUGUUUACAGAUUCAGCUGCCAGAAAUCAGUUGGAAAUUCAAUCCAAAUUAACUCCAAAAUCCAAAGUUAAGAAAUUAUCAAAGUUAGCAGUUAAGAAGCAACAAGCAAAGAUAAGGUUAUAUGGAGCUACAAGUGGUAAAGAAUAUAGAGAAGAUCAGUUGGAUAUUCCAACUUUGAACAAGGCUGUUAUCCCAGGUGUUAAAGCCAAGAGAGGUAAGAAGGGGAAGAAAUUUGUUGAAGAUGAUGAUUCAUUAACUAUGAACAGAUUGGUUAAGUCUAUUAAUGAUAAAUAUGAUCAAGUGAAUGAAAGUAAAUUGGAAAAGUCUAGAAGACUAGAAGAAAUACGAGCAUUGAAGAGACAAGAAAUGGAAAGAAAGGAACAAGAUAAGAAGGAUAAAUUGGAAGGUAAAAAGAGUGAAUUAAAGAAUAAGGCAUCAGUUGCUCGUGUUGUCCGUAGAAAGAAUGCGAAGGCUCGAAAGGCGGAAGAAAUGGAAGAAAAUGAUUCAGAACCUCCAAAGAAGAAGAAGAAGAGUGUUUCCUUUGCAUGA
Hemisphaericaspora subhashii is the source of this 621-nucleotide messenger RNA. RefSeq lists its product as uncharacterized. Gene Ontology annotation, biological process: ribosomal large subunit biogenesis; intracellular mRNA localization. Gene Ontology annotation, cellular component: preribosome, large subunit precursor; nucleolus. The coding region runs from base 1 to 621 and encodes 206 amino acids. The record is from RefSeq and is a predicted model, not a curated record. NCBI's taxonomy places the organism in Eukaryota, Fungi, Ascomycota, Pichiomycetes, Serinales, Debaryomycetaceae. Gene Ontology annotation, molecular function: mRNA binding. The transcript has a single exon.